AUGCCCGGACAACUCCCCCCUACCGACGACCAAGUCGUCAUUCCCCCCUUCACCGGUGGUGGUGCGGCUGAAUGGCAGGCUUGGCUCGAGGGCCUGACGCCCGAGCAGAGGGCGAAGUGGGAGGCCAACACGGCCACCUUUAUGCAAGCACGGGCCGCGGAGAAGCAGCAGGCCGAAGAAGACGAAAGGCGUCGGAUCGCGGAAGAGGAGGAGGCUCGGGCCGCUGAGGUCCUUCGCCAGGAGCAGGAAGCCCUGGCGGUGGCAAAAUCCAAGAUCAGGACGCUCCUGGAUGUUCCGGCCCACCGGAACUUGAUGCGGGAGAUGUUGGCUGCUGCGGACGGGGUCCCUGCCACCCCCGUCCCUCCUCUCCCUCGCCGGCCCCUCCGUCCCCUUCCCUCCACCCCCACCCCCCGGCCGCAGGCAGAUUUGCCUAAGACCCCCACCGCCGAGGAGCGCCUCGCCAACUUGGAGAGGUUGUUCGCUAGCUCGGAGGCUGGGCCGAGUGGCUCUUCUGGGGGGCGGCGGGGAUCGAAGAGGCCGGCCGACCUCUUUGGCGAGCUCGAUCGGGACUCUCCCGACGAUUUUGAGGUGGUGGGGUUCAGCACCCCGCAGGGGAAGCGAAGGAAGGCCCAUGCAGAGGCCCAACGGUUGAACCCUGGGGCGUGGGUUAUGCCCGCAUCGAUGCCGCCGGGUUGGACGGACAACCGGUGGAAGAAUGCCAAGUCGGCGGAGGCGUUGCUCAACCACCCCGAGUCGGUGGAGAUGGAUGGUGACAUGUUGUGUUACCAUUGUAGGGACCCCAUGGCCAGGAGUGGGGACGGGCAUGACGCUUGGAUGGUGGCCAUGGACGAGCGAUACGAACGGUGUAUCGUGAUGCCAGGAGACCCGGGGAAGUGCGUGCGUUGCAUCUGGCGCAACGGCAAGCAGUGUGAGUACGCCAAGCACCCGUACUUCAUCCCCGUGGCUCGAGAGCCCAAGCCGACAGCGAGCCAGCUUGCCGCGGCCAUGGCCCCCCCCGCUCCCCCGUCUCUGGCGGAGAGACUGGCUCGGGCCAGCAUCUCCUCGCCUCGUCGAUAG
Messenger RNA from Filobasidium floriforme, 1077 nucleotides. RefSeq lists its product as uncharacterized. The record is from RefSeq and is a predicted model, not a curated record. NCBI's taxonomy places the organism in Eukaryota, Fungi, Basidiomycota, Tremellomycetes, Filobasidiales, Filobasidiaceae. The transcript is spliced from 6 exons. The coding region runs from base 1 to 1077 and encodes 358 amino acids.